This is a messenger RNA of Cryphonectria parasitica EP155, 537 nucleotides long. RefSeq lists its product as uncharacterized. The transcript has 2 exons. Lineage: Eukaryota; Fungi; Ascomycota; Sordariomycetes; Diaporthales; Cryphonectriaceae. The record is from RefSeq and is a predicted model, not a curated record. The coding region runs from base 1 to 537 and encodes 178 amino acids.
AUGUCCCCAAGAUAUGUGGACCACAGCCCUCAGGCCGGGACACUGGGAGACUCAGGACACCUUGAUGGCAAUAUGGACACGGAAGACAAGGAGGACAACGUCUCAGAUCUGCGGCAGUCACCAUAUCGCCGUCAACCCUUUUAUGCUAUUGUCCUAUUUGCGGUGUCAUUGGUGAUCAUUGGUGGAAUCCUGCUUGUUGGAUUUUAUUCUACGGCAAACAAAGGCACCGAAACAUUGGAGCUGAGGAUUGAUGAGGAGUGCGGUGAGUCUGCUGCCCAGGCAAGACAAGCUGGAUGUGUAUUUGAUGCUAUACUCAUGGGUUGGGUGCCUUGGAGGUGCCAUGAUACGGAACUGGCAGUGGAAUUUAUGGAAAGGAACGACUGGGCGUUCUACCACGAUAUGAACAAGACCGGUGCUCCUGUACCCGAGGAUGAAAUUCUUCAAGGGGAAUGGAGAAAACACAGCGUGCUGCGGUGGGUGGGUCGGUACUGGAUGGAUAUCUGGCAGAUCCUCAUCACACAAGCCAUUGUGAGAUGA